This is a messenger RNA of Rhopalosiphum maidis (corn leaf aphid), 1730 nucleotides long. RefSeq names its product mediator of RNA polymerase II transcription subunit 15-like. The transcript has 2 exons. NCBI's taxonomy places the organism in Eukaryota, Metazoa, Arthropoda, Insecta, Hemiptera, Aphididae. The record is from RefSeq and is a predicted model, not a curated record. Bases 132 to 1364 code for a protein of 410 amino acids.
CUCGGAACUAACGCAUACGCGAUUUCCGUCAAGUUCGUACGUAUAUAACUGCUAUCGAUGAUCGUUAAACGUAUCAGUCGUGUUUGAUCGAGCUUCACCAAACACACACGAGACUUACGAACAAUCGAAAAAUGGCAUACAAGAUGUUCUCCGUCGGUCUGGUACUCGCAUUCGCCGGCAUGUGCUUGUGCCAACAACAAUCGACUUCCAGCUCACAAUCGCAAUACCCACAGUCUACGGCCGUGUCUCAGUCGUCGUUCCAGACGGGAUCGGCAGCCGCCCUGCAACAGCCGCAGACCAAAUUGGAAGACAUCGAACGCGACACUCUGGCAGCCGCUUUCGGACAGAAAACACAACAGCCGUCCAGUAAUAAACCGUCGUCUGUGGCCCCCUCAGUCCCUCAACAACUGCAAUCGCAACAACCGCCACAGUCUUACCAAGCGAUCCCGCAACAACAAUACUUCGUGCAACCUUACCAAGCACUACCCCAGCAGUUCUACAUGCAACCGUACCAGACCCAACAACAGUACUUGGCACAACCUUACCAGAUGGCUAUCGACUACGCCGGUGUACAGUACUCGGUCGUCGCCCCCAACUCUUACCCCGGUAACCAGAUUUACCAACAAUACUACGUGCCAGCUGUCCCUCAACCGUCGGCUGUUCCUGAAUACGUGACCAAACAAUCUUUCCCGGCCACCGCUGCCGCCGCUCCUGCUCAAGUUCAACAGGAAUACAAACAACAACAAUUUUCCGCCCCCGCACAAGCUCAACAAGUGUACAAACAACAGCAAUUCGUCGCCGCCCCUGCUCAAGCCCAACAAGAAUACAAACAACAACAAUUCGCCACCGCCCCCGCUCAAGCCCAACAAGAAUACAAACAACAACAAUUCGCCGCCGCCCCCGCUCAAGCCCAACAAGAAUACAAGCAACAACAGUUCAACGCUUUGGCUCAAGCUCAACAACAGUACAAACAAGUGCAACAACAAUACGUCGUGCCGUCCCCCGCAUACCAAUACGUCCAACAGCCAGCCGCCCCAUCCUCCAACGGUCCAGCCGAUUACUCGUACUCCACCCGUCAUCCAGCCACCACCGCUGUCCAGUUCAAAGCCCCGACAGCCGCCGUCCAACCCCAAUACCAGUACAACGUAUUGCCGCAACAGUACCAACAACAACCCCAAUACUACUACACCGUGUCCGCUACCGAACAGCCGCGCGUCCAACAGUCAGCUAAGAGCAUAUUCUCGUCCGGAGUCAAGUCCACCACGCCCACUCCGUUGGUCAAGGAACAAUUCGCUUACAAGUUCGAAUCGUCACCCCAACAACAACCCGGUGCCGCUUAUAGCACGCUCAGAUACUCCGCUUAAACGGCGCAAGUGCAUUUUCGUCGAGGAUCCGUGGCAGGCGCAUCGUUAUACAAUAUUAUUGUAUAUUAUGGUGCCGUCGAUUGUAUAUACGCACAGUACGCGUAAUUAUUCGUUGUACGGUUAUUAGAUAUCACUAUUAUUAUUAAUUAAUUACUACUAGUGCGUUGCAGCACAAAUAUUAUAUAUAGGAUAUUUAUUUCCCCCCAGCGAUUUUCACACACUGCGGCUGUAGGUCGAUACGACUGAGCGCUGUAAUGUAUGUGUGGACGCAUAUGUCCCUAAGAAAAAAUAUAUGUAAUUGUUUGUUAUUAUUGUAAUUAUUUUGGUUUAAAAAUAAAUGUGAAAACACUUAAAUCUAUGGACCAU